AUUCUCAACUAUUGGGUCCGGUUCAAUCAUAUAGUGUUCUUCUUAUGACUUGCGUGCCAUAAAUGUUUCACAGGUUCUGGAGAUUUAAGCUGAAGCCAUGGGUUGUAGUUCAUCAUCGUCAUCUGGUACGGGAAACUCGAUCGAAGAAGUUAAAACCCAAGAGCAGGUUUCACACCAGAAAAAUGGAGUAGAUAACAAUCCCACAGAAGCUGUCGACAGAUCUCAGAGUGUACAGGCAUCACCACUGAAGACGACAAACAAUUACCAAACAAUACCACACAAACAAACCACGUGCAAUGAUAAAGAAAAACCCUCAGCAAAAUCUGAUAAUUUCAAACUUGACUUUGACGAAUUCAAAGAUAUAGAUGAACAUGCCAGACAGGCACCAAGAUCUGCCGAAGAGUCGAUAGAAACAUUAGCCAAAUAUCUUGCCAAACCAGCAAAGGAUGAUACAGAAGUUGUACGAGCGCUUUAUGUGUGGGUUUGUGAAAACAUAAGGUAUGACACCGAUGCCUACUUCGGAGGGACCUUGUCAUCUCUAGCCACUAAGGGUGGUGAUGUUUUAAAGAGUAAAACCAGCGUUUGUUCAGGAUAUGCAAACGUGUUUGAAUCAUUGUGCCAAGCACUAGGCAUAACUUGUAAAAAUAUCAGCGGGUACUCAAAAGGAUAUAGUCAUAAACCUGGCGACACUAUAACAUAUAACCAGAAAACCAAUCAUGCAUGGAACGUUGUUCAGCUGAAUGGAGUGUGGCGAUUCAUAGAAACUACAUGGGGUGCAGGUCACGUAACUAAAGAAAAGAAAUUUGUAAAGAAUUUCAGUAACUUUUUCUUUCUCACUCCACCUGAAAGUUUUAUUUACGAUCAUUUUCCGUACUUGAACAACAAUAUUGAAGAUAGUAAGAAGUGGCAGCUUCUUGAAACUCCAAUCUCAAUAGAGGAAUAUUCAAGGAGACUUAAACCGUUUAAAAAAGCCAGAGAAUAUGGCGUCAAAUUUACAUCUCAUCCAUACGAAACAAUCAUCGUCAACAAUUCACCAUGUACAAUAAUAGUUGAGACAACAGGUUAUCCAUUCCAGAAUUGCUGGUAUAAUUUAAAUGAUGAUAAAGGUACAGCGAUCAAUGCCGGGGCUAUUAUGGUGUGUGAAAAUAACAAAUCAUGUAAGACCACUUUACGCCCUCCGCAAAAAGGAAAGUAUACGCUCGCAUUACAUGCAGCAAUAAACGAUACAAAUAUUUCAAUAGCCAAGUAUAUAAUUGAUUGUUUUGCUGUUGAACCAAACUGGAAACCUUUUCCAAACAACACUGGUUACUAUGGCCCGAAGCCUGAUUUCAUUGAUAGAGCAUUUGAAAGGUCCUGUAUCAACCCGUUCUAUGAAUGUAAAAAUGGAAAAUUGGAUCUCUUAUUGAAGACAAUAUCAACACCUGAUGUACUAGUUCAAUUACACGAUGCCGAAAAUGUCGACCAAAAGGAUUACCUGAUUGUAGAGAAAAAUGACUCCUCCAUCAAUAUAAAGUUACGGUUAUUAAAUACGGGGUAUUAUAAACUUCAACUGUUUAGCAAAGUCGACCAGUCCUACACUUUGGCAUAUACAGUACUCAUACUAAACAUUGCAGAAUCGAACGUGAAAUCAAAGUUUCCAAUUACCUACUUAAGUACUAUAAAUUAUAAGUGUCAGCUAAUUCAACCAUUAGUUAGAGAACUGCCGGCAAAUUCUGAAAUUUGCUUUGAGUUUACCUCUCCAGCUUUUGAAAGCAUUCUAGUAAAUAAGAAAAAAAUCCUCCAAGAUAGCAAAGAGAAAUGGAAAGUUACAGUUCACACAGGCGAAUCUGGAGAAUUACGAUUGUCAGGAAAACCUGCGGAUACAGAUGACAACUCAUACAAGACAAUUUAUACAUUUGUAAUAAAACCAUAAUAUUCUUUGUACAA
Mytilus trossulus (common blue mussel) is the source of this 1926-nucleotide messenger RNA. RefSeq names its product kyphoscoliosis peptidase-like. NCBI's taxonomy places the organism in Eukaryota, Metazoa, Mollusca, Bivalvia, Mytilida, Mytilidae. Gene Ontology annotation, cellular component: cytoplasm. The transcript has 4 exons. The record is from RefSeq and is a predicted model, not a curated record. Bases 98 to 1912 code for a protein of 604 amino acids.